UUUGUUGCUAUUGUGGUGGGGGAUUUGUUCAAGAAUUAGACAAAAUGGUGCAUGUUGGUCCUACAGAUUUUUAUGGUGACGAAGAUCGAGGUGGGAGGUUUGGUUUCCUGGAUGCUUUUUCAGUCUUCAUGAGGCAGCGAUUGGUCAACAGAAAUUUUAACCAUAACAUCAGGGGAAGAGCAGAGUCGGUUCCUGAGCAUGAUGUAGCACUUGGUCCUAUGUUGAUUUUUGGUGGACAAAUUCCUUUUAGAUUGUCUGGGGUUGGUGGGGUUGAAGCUCUUUUCAAUGGGGCUCCUGGAAUCGGUUUAACACGAGGUUAUUCCGAGGAUUAUUUUUUAGGUCCUGCCGUAGAGGAUUUGUUUGAACAACUCUCAGCCAAUGAUCGGAGGGGUCCUCCCCCGGCUUCCCAGACUUCGAUUGAUGUAAUGCCCACUGUUAAAUAACUAGGAGGCAUCUUU
This is a messenger RNA of Hibiscus syriacus, 458 nucleotides long. RefSeq names its product probable E3 ubiquitin-protein ligase RHC1A. The transcript has a single exon. Bases 45 to 443 code for a protein of 132 amino acids. NCBI's taxonomy places the organism in Eukaryota, Viridiplantae, Streptophyta, Magnoliopsida, Malvales, Malvaceae. The record is from RefSeq and is a predicted model, not a curated record.